CAGCGGGAGCUGAGGGGUCCCCGCGGGGCACUGACCCUGGCUCCCCGCUCGGCGCGUUCUCGCCGUUGACGCCGCCCGCUGGACCCCGGGAUGCCGGGCGUCUCCGCCCGCGGCCUCUCUCACGAGGAGAGGAGGCACCUGGCCGUGAACCUCACCCGCGUGCUGGCGCGCUACCGCCCCAUCCUGGACGCCUACAUCAUCGAGUUUUUCACAGACAACCUGUGGGGCACACUCCCUUGCUCGUGGCAGGAAGCGCUGGACGGACUGAACCCGCCACAGCUGGCCACGCAGCUGCUGGGGAUGCCGGGGGAAGGCGAAGCGGUCAGGUACAGGUCGGUGUGGCCCCUCACCCUGCUGGCCCUGAAGUCCACAGCCAGUGCCCUGGCCUUUACCCGGACACCUGGGUUUCAGACCCCCUCAGAGUUCCUGGAGAAUCCCAGCCAGAGCUCCCGCCUAACAGCGCCGUUCCGGAAGCAUGUCAGGCCCAAGAAGCAGCAUGAGAUCCGGAGGCUAGGAGAGUUGGUGAAGAAGCUGAGUGACCUCACAGGCUGCACCCAGGUCGUGGACAUAGGCUCAGGCCAGGGCCAUCUCUCCCGGUUCAUGUCCCUGGGGCUGGGGCUGGUGGUGAAGAGCAUCGAAGGGGACCGGAGACUGGUGGAGAGGGCCCGGCGCCUGGACCGGGAGCUGCUGCAGGCCCUGGACAAAGAAGAGAAGAGGAACCCCCAGGUGACCCAGGCCAGCCCGCGCCGCUCCCCACACCACGUGGUUAGGUGGGUAGAGCCCACGGCCUUGUGCCCGGAGCUGCUGCUUCCACUGGAGACCCGGCCCGGGUGCGGGGCCCGCCUGCUGCUGACGGGCCUCCACGCCUGCGGGGACCUGAGCGUUGCCUUGCUGAGGCACUUCUCCUGCCCCGAAGUGGCGGCCCUGGCCUCGGUGGGCUGCUGCUACAUGAAGUUGAGCGAGCCCGGCGGCUACCCACUGAGUCAGUGGGUGGCGGGGCUGCGGGGCUCCGAGCUGCCCUACAGGCUGCGGGAGGGCGCCUGCCACGCGCUGGAGGAGUACGCGGAGCGGCUGCGCAAGGCGGGCCCCAGCCUCCGCACCCACUGCUACCGCGCGGCGCUGGAGACAGUCAUCCGGGCUGCCCGGCCCGAGCUUCGACGGCCAGGCGUGCAGGGGAUCCCCAGGGUCCACGAGCUCAAGAUCGAAGAAUACGUGCAGCGGGGGCUGCAGCGGGCGGGGCUGGACCCCCAGCUGCCACUGGACCUGGCCGCCCUCCGGGCCCAGCAGGCCCAGGAGAACCGGGUGGUGGCCUUCUUCAGCCUGGCCCUGCUCCUGGCCCCGCUGGUGGAGACCCUGAUCCUGCUGGACCGGCUGCUCUACCUUCAGGAGCAGGACUUCCACGCCGAGCUCCUGCCCAUCUUCAGUCCUGAGCUCUCUCCCAGAAACCUGGUGCUGGUGGCCACCAAGAGGCCCCUGGGGGAGGCCUUCUCUCUUCUGGAAACUGAAGACAGCUGACCACCCCCGCCUAGAGCCCCCCGGAUGCAGCCUGACCUCCUCGCCCAGGGGACCAGCCUCCUAGGUCCCUGGAACCCUGGCCUCUCCCUCCACGUGUUAACGUGAUCCGGUGUACGACUUUAAUUUAUUAAAUAAGCGAAAUCUGUA
Hyaena hyaena (striped hyena) is the source of this 1662-nucleotide messenger RNA. RefSeq names its product ribosomal RNA adenine dimethylase domain containing 1 (gene METTL25B). The coding region runs from base 91 to 1515 and encodes 474 amino acids. The transcript has 8 exons. The record is from RefSeq and is a predicted model, not a curated record. NCBI's taxonomy places the organism in Eukaryota, Metazoa, Chordata, Mammalia, Carnivora, Hyaenidae. Gene Ontology annotation, biological process: rRNA modification. Gene Ontology annotation, molecular function: rRNA (adenine-N6,N6-)-dimethyltransferase activity.